AUGUCUGGGACUGUACGUAUCAACUACCCAUUUACGAAAGUAGAGCACCUCUCUAACAAUCCCACAAGGCCCCUGGAAAACGCUGCCCUACUUGCCAGGGCAAGGGUCAAGAAGUCUGGGUCCUACCCGGACGAGACUGUCCAUACUGCGGAACUUACGUUGCCUGAAUCGAACAACCUCAAGCAUGGGCCGACGGCGGAGCUCUGCUCUGCGCAACGACCAUCGCAAUAUCAUUUCUCAAUUCCUUUCUCUGCAUGCUCUUUGGAGCAUAACGAAUCAAUUUUGACCUUGUCCUUGUCGACCGCAUGGGCUAUCGAAUUCACUAAAAUCUAG
This is a messenger RNA of Daldinia vernicosa, 333 nucleotides long. RefSeq lists its product as uncharacterized. Lineage: Eukaryota; Fungi; Ascomycota; Sordariomycetes; Xylariales; Hypoxylaceae. The record is from RefSeq and is a predicted model, not a curated record. Bases 1 to 333 code for a protein of 110 amino acids. The transcript has 2 exons.